Messenger RNA from Acaulospora morrowiae, 711 nucleotides. The record is from the annotation of a GenBank genome assembly. Lineage: Eukaryota; Fungi; Glomeromycota; Glomeromycetes; Diversisporales; Acaulosporaceae.
AUGGAAGAUACAUCAAGACCAGACUAUUUUCAUUACUUUCAAAAUACCGAACCAUCCAAGUGGUCACUUGUUGAUUUUUUAACAUGGAGAUCCGAAAUAUUGCGGUUUUUAGAUAGGUCAAAAGAGCAUAGUGUGUUCAAAUUUUUUCUCCACGAACUUACGACUGACGCAAAUAUCACAAAAGCAAAAAGAGCGCAGGAGUUACUUAAUAACUGGAAUGAGAUUAAGUUUUCUCCGGAAGUUGAAAAUUUCUGGAAUGAUAAUAGGACUCAGAAUUUACUACGGCAAGAGCUCCAGAAUGUCAAGGCGCAAAAUGAACUAAAAACUUUACAGAUUGAAAAUGAGGAUUUAAGUUAUGUUCUUGACCGAAGCAAGGAAUUGAACUUACAUGCUAGUAUGAUUGGGAACAGAAGAAAAUUAAUGUUGGAAAAGAUACGGGAUGAGCAACUCCAAACUAAAUGUGUAAGUGGCAAAGUUCUCAGAAAUGCAUCAAAAAGAAGUCAGGAAGAGUACUCAUUGGAUGAUGAUUCUGAAAAAGGGACCAAAAAAAAUCCAAAACCAUGCUUAGAAUCCAUAUAUUUUACUGCCUUGAGAAAUGAUGACGAUGGCUCAGAAAGUAAUACCGAAUUAAUUGAUAUAGAUCAGGGUAAGGCAAAAAUUAGGGAGAUUGAUGCUUUUUACAUACUAAUGAUGAUUGUGUUUAAUUUCUAG